GAACGCUCAUCAAAGGGGCCGACAGGGUGCAGCUGCAGUUUACGCUGAUGAAAAAGUUAGUGGCGUGUGCUUGUGAUAAAAUAGAUAAGUGUUUAUAUCAGCGAUAAAAAUUACACAACUUCAUAGAAUUGAAGUUAAAUAUAUUCUUCGAUUGUUCUUUUUUUAUGGAUAUUUAUGCUGUCACAUCAUUGAAGGCUAGAUUAUAUAAAUAAGUGUUGUUAUUUUUUUAAUAAGUAAAGUUAAGAAAGAAGGCUCCAAGAAGGGGAGAUAAUUCUUGGCGUCAGUUAUGUUCAGUUACGGAUAUUUCUGAUGAUUUUUAUUGUAUUGGCUACUGAGUGUGUUUAUGUAUGAAGAAAGCAUGCUUGAUUUUUUUCAAGAAUUAAAAAUCCUAUUUUCAUAUACUUUAAGCGUUGAAUCACAAAAUGGCAAUUUAGGAUAUGCUGUUGUCGAAAUACAUUGAUCAAAGAAUAUGAAGUGAUUGUAAUAGCUGACCCAUUUGUUUUAUCUUUUCUAAUAAUAUGGUGAUGGCAGGAAACGAAACUGCGUCAAGUGCCUUGGCAGAUGACGCAUUAUCCGCAAGACUACAAUGGCUACGUCAACGCCGAGAGGCCCUACAAGAGAAACUUACACAAAAGAAUAAUGAGUUGAAAAACUUAUGUGUGGAAGAGGCAGAAAUAACAGGAGUUUUACCUCCAGAAAUACCUCUGGAACCUGGAGAAAGUCCUCCAACUUUUCAUAAGAAAGUUGCAUUUAUAUAUCCACAAAAACCAGUUAAUGUACUGAAGACAGCUGAUGUUGAAGAGUCAGAGUUGGAAUUGGAAAGGCAGGUACAACUCGGAAUUGUAGAAACUGCGUUGAGUAUUAUUCAUGAUUCUACAGAGAGCAAGGCUACACGACGCAAGCAUAGACUUGCUUAUCAGCAAAGUCAGCGACGACUUCAAGAAUUAGAGACAGAAUUGAACUUCAUAAGACAGAGUCGUGGAAAAGGACAUCGACCGACGCAAUUACCGACUCACACGGCAAAUUAUAAUACGCAACCACAUUCACACGUUAAUGUAAAACACAGGACAAAAAAACCACGACCACCACUCGAUAGCACAGGAAAUGAAGUAACUACUCCAAAAUCUACUGGAAGAGGUGUGCUCCAUGAACCUGGUAUUAGUCUGAGUCCAUUGGCAGCUGAAGACAAACCAAAUACAUAUUCCGGACAUGGUUACGAAGAGCAAUCGAAUAUACCAAAUAUCUGCAAUCAUCAUCAUCACAGUAGUACUUAUCCUCGUGUAAGCCCUGUGGAUCAUCCAAAUAUUAAGAUCGUCGAGCAUGAUCACAAUGAUAAUCACAACGUCUAUAUUUUGCCGGAUCAAUACCGUGCUCGUACAUAUUCUCACGGAAGCAGCGGAUCUCGGGGUCACUAUCCGGACACCGAGAGAACUUAUCGACCUUACGUGCCGAAUACCUACACUGAGGACGAGCGUCAAAUGCGGUAUCGGCAAUUUCAGCAUCUGCAAAAGCAACAGCAGUUGCAGGAGAGCCAUAGAUCACAAUAUACGGGUUCUAUUGAGUACAAGCACCUGGAUAACGCAGAUAUCGUGCGGAGAACGAGCCAGGGAACUUACGACAGAGACUUUCGUGCGUCACAUUAUACGCCUAUCACUGAUUAUCAGAUGUAUUAUAAAAAUAAUACGCAAUCUCAGCAGGCUUUACUGAGGCGAGAUCGCGAUUCGUCUUCGACCGGGGGCAAGAAUGUCCCGCGACACACCACUAUCAGCAGUGCAUCGAUGGAAACACAACUGCUGUCUGGCUACUGGGUGCGUCACAACGAUGACAUUCACUGGGUGAGUGUCGACGAGCCUGACAGAUUCGGCAGUCUGGACCGUAGACGACGGAAUGCUCAUCACAACAGCGUUGGAUCACCUUCGGAUGUGCAAUCGCGUUAUCGCACAGUCGCCGUAACGGGUGUUAAAGGCUCGCCUGGCAGCAGCAACGUCGUCGCGUCGUCCAUAUCCAAUCAGCACCACUCUGUUCAUCUGUUACCACUAGUCGAGCAACAAAUGCCGAACAAUCACAACAAGAUGCUGCUACGUACACAGUCUUUGGGAAGCGUCGAGACCUGGCAGUCGGGUUAUUCUCACGAUUCCCACGAUAGCAAGGACACGACGGCUGCGGAAUACUCCAAUAACAAUAAUAAUAAUAAUAACACCAACAACAAUCGUAAGAGUCGUCAGAAGGAAUGGUACGAAACAUCUGUGGACUCAGGAGCAAGCUUGGAUCGCAAUUUAAUUGCCGCUCAUAAGAAUACGCUCGUUUAUCAAUCGAGUCCUCCGCCAAUUCGCAUCAAGACAGUCAGCAACGAAAACGGGAGGAGUCAAACGAGCGGUGGGUCGCAGCCUAAUAUGAGUCCGGUGACCCGUCACAAGAGGGACAAACCUGAGGAAUGUCGACAACACACAAUACAACAACCUCAUUACGAACAGCCUGCGACGAGGCCGAAGGUCCUGGAGAUACCCGCCGAAUCGAAACCUUCUCUGGACGUCUGCGACGACGCGUCGAUACGACCGUCAACCUUGGGUUCGCCGCAGAACUGCACGGUUGUGCAACCGGGGAAGUAUCAGCCAUACAGAGAAGUGACGAAGCCCUUCGAGAUGUCGGACUUUUACAAAUAUUCGACGAAAUUCCGCAAGAGGAAUGAAGUCGCUGCGCAAUCUCAAGCCGGAAAUGAUUCCCCUCUCCAGGAGAAUCGUUCCACGGAAAUUGGUUCCAACGAUUUGUCCAGGAAUCCCAAUACCUACAACUUUGCGCAAAACAUCGACAACGUUACCGCCAGUCCAGUACAAAGAAGACUCUAUCAGCCAGUGCAGCGCAUGACUUGCCAGCCUUAUCGUUGAGAUAAUAAUUGGCAUAGAGCUUAUUUGUGCUAUCACUAUUGUUAGUUAUUAUUAUACACACGUAUAAACACACGCCUAUGAAAUUUAAACGACGAUAGGCUGGUCCUAUUGAUAAAUAUAUCUUUUUUAGUCAA
Messenger RNA from Nylanderia fulva, 3019 nucleotides. It is a transcript of the gene sstn, whose product is annotated as stepping stone. Lineage: Eukaryota; Metazoa; Arthropoda; Insecta; Hymenoptera; Formicidae. The record is from RefSeq and is a predicted model, not a curated record. Gene Ontology annotation, biological process: establishment of epithelial cell polarity.